Gadus morhua (Atlantic cod) is the source of this 3206-nucleotide messenger RNA. It is a transcript of the gene lrrc52, whose product is annotated as leucine rich repeat containing 52. Gene Ontology annotation, cellular component: voltage-gated potassium channel complex. Bases 661 to 1626 code for a protein of 321 amino acids. NCBI's taxonomy places the organism in Eukaryota, Metazoa, Chordata, Actinopteri, Gadiformes, Gadidae. Gene Ontology annotation, molecular function: potassium channel activator activity; transmembrane transporter binding; voltage-gated potassium channel activity. The transcript has 2 exons. The record is from RefSeq and is a predicted model, not a curated record.
ACACAUUCGGAGCAGCCCGCGCGGCAGUCACUUCAAGCUGUCCGAGCCCGAUGUAAGGGAGUCCUGCGCUCUUACGGCGCUCUGAAAAACAUCUCCCUGUACGUUAUUUUAAGGCUACGCCAUAGCGGCACAACGAGAGGACGCACUGCGAGCAUGAAACGGUACGUCGCCAUUGAACGAUUUUUUUAGGAAGCCUGCAUAAUACAGGAACUUCUGCGUGGUGUGGGCAUCUGUUUGGAAACUAAAGGAAGAAUGUGUCGUUCCGUUUUGGCCCCCCGCGAUAACUAUUACUUAAAGAUGAAAGUCGAUAACCAGGACCGGGAGAACAGCUUUAUCACGUCGGUGAAAAGUGAAGCCAGCUCAAGUCAUUUUUGGCCACAGUGCAAUUAAACGGGUCGGUCACCUUUGGUAUCCACUGAUGUCUUUUGGCGCCGUGCAUGACGCGCCGCGGGUGAGAGAGUGACCGAUUGCUCUUUUUCUGAGAGAAGAGAGAGGCUGGAUAAAAACAGCAUCCAGACAUUCGGGCAUCGCCAGCCAGCCCAUCCGAGCAGCCGUCUCGCCUCUUCCCUUGCUCCCCAGACCCAUGCAGGAUGCCCGAGGAUCGCCGGGGAGUCCUGGUCCAGCUCAGCCAGAGUUCAUGACGCGCUGGGCGGCCUCGUCAUGCGUCUCCUGCCCGAGCCCAGCGCCCAGUCCCUUCGGCUUCUCUUCCUCUUUAUCUUCGUUAUGGGGGUGGCCCCGUCUCCGGCUCUGACGGCCGGCUGCCCGGACAGAUGUGUUUGCGAUGACCAGCUGGUGGUCCAGUGUGCCGGACAGGAUCUGACCCUGUUCCCCAUGGAUCUCCCUCUCGCCACCAGGCAGCUCAUCAUCUCCAACAACCGCAUCGGAGACCUACCUGCGCUUCAGCUCAACUACCUAUCCGACCUGGUGUACCUGGACUGCAGCAACAACUCCUUGACCGAGAUCUCUGAGUCGACCUUCGGGAACCUCCGGAAGCUGGCCUACCUCGACCUGUCUUUCAACAACCUGCUUCAGAUCGAGGACCGGACGUUCGGGCCCCUGGCGUCCCUGGUGAUGCUCCGGCUGACGGAUAACCCGAGUCUUGGUGAGAUCCACCCGGACGCCUUCGCGGAGAACGUGGCGCUGCAGGUGCUGGACGUGAGUCGGAACAACCUGACCGCGCUCAACAUCAGCACGCUGAUCGCCUUGCCCUCGCUCCGGUCGUUGGGACUGAGCGGCAACCCGUGGCGGUGUGAUUGUGACACGGAAGACCUCUGUCUCUGGGUGCAGAUAGAGGGAUUCAAGUUUCAAGACGAGGGUCAGACGGUGUGCCAGGACCCCCCGGAGAUGUCGGGCCAGCGGCUGGCGGAGGUGGGCAUGCAGCUGCGCACCGACUGCCACCAGGGCCUGGGCUACUGGGACUACCUGUUCUUCAUCGCCAUCGGCUUCGUCAUCUUCUCGGCGGGCACGGUGUCGGCGUGGGUCAUGGGCGUGCUGAUGGUCCUCUACGAGCGCUACGCCAAGCGCAAGAGCGAGGAGCAGGACAGCGACGACGACGACGACCGCGGCGGGGGCAUGUGCGGCGGACAGGGCAACGGGGACCUCAACAAGCCCAGCAUGCAGGUGUGAAGGACGGACGGACAGGAGGGGCGGGGAGGGGAGGGAGGUGUGGAGAGGAAGAAGAAGAGGAGGAGGAGGAGGAGGAGGAGGAGGUUGGCUGCAAGAAGCUAAACAGGGGAUAGGGGAAUUGUGGUGGUGGGGGGGAUGCAAUAUAGAAGACGAAGCCAGGAGGGAUGAACGGAACACUGAGGACAAAGGUUCUGUCACAAACCCCCCCCCCCACCACCUCCCUACACCCCACCCGGGACGGACCCUACUGCUUGCUUUUGGGAAGAGGAAAGGAAGGCAAUAAACGUUCUACCAUGAUGGCCAGAGUGGUGUGUGUGUGUGUGUGUGUGUGUGUGUGUGUGUGUGUGUGUGUGUGUGUGUGUGUGUGUGUGUGUGUGUGUGUGUGUGUGUGUGUGUGUGUGUGUGUGUGUGUGUGUGUGUAAGACACAGAUAGACAGGGUGAGCAAUAAGGUAAAUGCCUUCACUUCAGGACUACAGAAUGACCUCUAAGAGUACUGAUAAGCAAUAGCACCCCAACCAACACACACACACAAUCCAUGAGAAGAUAAUCGGGGGUCACAAAGAGAGUGAUGCCUUAUCGCGACCACCAAAGGGGGAUACCGGUAAUGUCUCUAUAUGGUUUGUUGCAUUAAUUGCUAUUAGAUUUUACAAAUACUGAAUCAUGGCCACCUACUGUUGUGGUCCAAGCCAGACACUGUGCAGAAUAGAUCCUUCACCUGAGAAAUGCCUCUGGCCUCCUUGGGUACUGUAGUCACUAUAGCUGUGACAUAGUUUUGUGACGUAUUGCGUUUGGAUUUUCAAAAAACAUGUAUAGAUUUUAUAGUUAUUUUUUUCCUUCCUGCAAGCAAACUGAGUUUGUGACGACACCGCUACAUGCUAAAGAACCCUUAACACGAGUCACCGCCAGCAUACUUAGGCAUGUCAUGUCGGAGAGUGGUGUUAGUGUUUACAGGUAUCCCCCUUUAAAGACAUUCGUAUCACUCUGACCUGUUCUGCGGUGACGGUCGGUGGCUGUAUUUGACCUUGUUUGUACUGUAUGUGUGUGUGCAUAUUGACGUGUUUCUCUCUCGCUGUGCAUAUUUGUAUACACGUUCUCUGAGUCACACAACGGUACCGCUGGUUUCCAUCUCCUCUGAUAUCGUUCAAGUCGAACACACGAAGACUAGCUAGGUUAGUCGGCUAGGCUAGUCUGCACUGUCAGACUGAUUAGCGUCAGGAGCGUAGCAUGCUAAAGGGGAUGCUGUGCUAUGUGAACGGGAGCCUUGCUAGUUUGACCUCGUAUUAUAGGUCAGUACAGACAGGUCCAUCACUGAACUGUCUUCUUGUAAAUGGGGCUCGUCAGCUCUUGGGUGUGGGUGGGUGGGUUGGUGCGUGCAUCAUCAUCAUAAUGGUACUGUGUCCUAGACAUCCAAGACCUCCAUGUACAUGACGACCAGCCUGUGUAUUUAAGUGGGGCACAACGAUCACAGAGCCUUUCCCUGAGCACCAUCGACGUGUGAUGCGUGGCCGCCCAACCCACCCCACCCCAAGCCCCCCGAAUCAUUUGAGAGAGAGAGAGCUAGCAAUCGUGUGUGUGUGUG